Molecule: messenger RNA, 5498 nt
Organism: Lynx canadensis (Canada lynx)
Lineage: Eukaryota; Metazoa; Chordata; Mammalia; Carnivora; Felidae
Gene: PHLDA1
Product: pleckstrin homology like domain family A member 1
Exons: 2
Coding region: 85-1260 (391 amino acids)
Biological process (GO): positive regulation of apoptotic process
Cellular component (GO): nucleus
Molecular function (GO): phosphatidylinositol phosphate binding
Source: RefSeq, a predicted model, not a curated record
GCGCGGAAGAGAGUGGGCGGCGGGAGGCGGAGCAAGAGAUGCGGGGGGCGUGGACGCGGCCCGCUUUGGAAAGGCCCCAAGUUAAUGAGGCGUGCGCCGGCGGCAGAGCGCCUUUCCGAGCUGGGCUUUCCCCCGCGGUGCGGGCGCCAGGAGCCGCCUUUUCCGCUGGGUGUCACUCGGGGGUGGGGGGGAUGGCCCAUUCAAAAGCGCCGCGAGGGGGCCCGGCCAGUGCCUUUCAGUGAGCGCUCGCAAGAGGACGGCAGAGGCCCGGAGGCUCGCUGCUCCGGGACCUUGUGGCGCAUCAGGACGCGGCUGCCCUCCUGCCCGGACCCCGAGCCGCCUCCGCCGCCGUCGCUCUGCUUCCUGCGCGUUAGCCUUCUCUGCGCGCUCCGGGCAGGCGGCCGCGGGAGCCGCUGGGGCGAGGACGGCGCGCGGCUGUUGCUGCUGCCCCCGGCCCGGGCGGCUGGAAGUGGAGAGGCCGAGCCGAUCGGCGCCCCUCCCUAUGCCGGGAGGAUGUUGGAGAGCAGCGGCUGCAAAGCGCUGAAGGAGGGUGUGUUGGAGAAGCGCAGCGACGGGUUGCUGCAGCUCUGGAAGAAAAAGUGCUGCAUCCUCACUGAGGAGGGGCUGCUGCUCAUCCCGCCCAAGCAGCUCCAACACCAGCAGCAGCAGCAGCAGCAGCAGCAGCAACAACAGCCCGGGCAGGGGCCGGCCGAACCGUCCCAACCCGGAGGGCCCGCCGUGGCCAGCCUCGAGCCGCCGGUCAAGCUCAAGGAAUUGCACUUUUCCAACAUGAAGACCGUGGACUGCGUGGAGCGCAAGGGCAAGUAUAUGUACUUCACUGUGGUGAUGGCCGAGGGCAAGGAGAUCGACUUUCGGUGCCCGCAGGACCAGGGCUGGAACGCCGAGAUCACGCUGCAGAUGGUGCAGUACAAGAACCGUCAGGCUAUCCUGGCGGUCAAGUCCACGCGGCAGAAGCAGCAGCACCUGGUCCAGCAACAGCCCCCGCAGCCGCAGCCCCAACCCCAACCCCAGCCCCAGCCCCAGCCCCAGCCUCAGCCUCAGCCCCAGCCUCAGCCUCAGCCCCAGACACAAUCUCAGCCGCAGCCCCAACCCAAGCCCCAGCCGCUCCACCCAUAUCCGCAUCCGCACCCUCACCCGCACCCGCACCAACUACCGCACUCGCACCAACAACCGCUCUCACAACCGCUCUCGCAGCCGCACGGCCACCGGCUCCUCCGCAGCACCUCCAACUCUGCCUGAAGGGGGCAGCACCCGGGCCAGACAAGGUUUUGAGGACUUGAAGUGGGACGAACACCUGUCUAUUGUCUUCACUUGAAUCGAAAACAAAAGUCUCCCCGCCCUGCACGAGAUCGAGUAGUUUGGACCUCACCCGACUGAUAACUUGAGAUUCCUCUUAGUUUUCUGCAUACUCUUCAUCACAAUGCAGGAGACGGUUUCAGUCCGGAAGGCUUUAUUUAUGAACCUUUGAAAGGCUCUUCCAGUAUGGUGGACCUUCUAGGAGCGAUGAUGUACUGUAAUUUUAUUUUAAUGUAUUUUGAUUUAUGAUUAUUUAUUAGUUUUUUUAAUGCUUGUUUUAAGACAUUUCUGAAUGUAGGCCGUUUUCCAAAAGGGAAACUUUUAUUUUCAAAAACCUAUUCCCUAGUAAGUUCUAAUCCUGGAAAAGAAAAAAGUAGAAGGGCGGUGGAGGGGAAAACCAUUAAGAACUCAUUCGUUAUUCCUAGGCAUUUUCAGAAGGUCUGACACUUUCAUUGUUAUGCCAGGUGGUUGAAAUUAAACUCUGAUAUUACUUCAUUUUUUUUUGAGAUUUUUUCUUUAGACAUAUAUUUUCUGUAGAAGUUUAAGAAAGCUAAGUGUUCAAAAUUGUGUAAUUAUGAAAAUCUAACUGCUUUUCUAAAAGGAAAUUCAUAGUAGUGAUAUCUAAUUCCAAAUAUUUAAACCAUAACCCAAGGUGACAGCAGGAUGAGCAUAUCUUGAAUGUACGGUAGGGCUGGGUGUAAUGUAGAAAAAGCUUUGCUUGUAUCAUCCGUUUGAAGGGCUUAGUAAGGAGAUUUCCAUGGUUUCUGAGUAAGACUGCCUUAGGUGUUUCCUUUCAAAAAACACAGUGGGGGGAAAGAAAACCAUUCAGCUUGCUUAAGAGAACAUUUGUGCUCUUAUCCACACGAGAGAUUACCCUUCUCCAAGAUCUUUGCACGCUCCGCUUGAACCACAUUUUCUGACCCUUUUACCCUAGGGUCUAGAAAUACACCCUAGAAUCUCAUAGCUUAAAAUACAGUUUGUAAAUAUUUCAAAGGACCAGGGGUCAUUGCUUUUAGGUAUUCAUACUGAAAAUAACAUUGAUCAGAGAAACUCACUGUUUUACUUUUCAUGGCUCUGUGAGAAAUUUGAGGGUUCUAUGUUUUGUAGUUAGGUUAGCUAAACUCAGAAAUUGAAAAAGGAAGGACAGGAUAAACACUGGAUUUUCAGUGAGAAAACAACCCAGUCUUGUUUUAGCAGCCACUUGUUCAGGAGUCUGAGGGGCGGGGUGGAGGGGGGAGGAUGUGCUUUUAAAGGUAGAACAAGCCCUCCUCUGUGUCAAAUCAAAAGGAUGGUCAGAAUUCACAAGGGCAGAUGCUACUUAAGCUUAAAAAGAGCAUACUUGAUACCAAAUCUUCCUGGGGCUGAAAAUCACUUCCUAUCUGCAUGGCUUUACUGACAGUCUCUGUUUCCCAUUACCUUUUCUGCAAAGUCUUGAUCAGUAUUUUUCCAGCACCCAAAUUGGAAUGGUCAGGAUUAGGUGAUUGCUAUGUUAUGUGGUCAAGAAAUGAAAAUAGAAUUUUAUGCUAGAGAUGUCUUUAUUCUCCUUCCAUCUAGAAAGGAGUCUCAAGAUCAGAUUCCUGUUUAGCACAAUAUUGAAAUGAUGAAACUUUGAGAUCACAACCCGAAUCUGAAAAGUUGUGGGGCAAGACUACAAGUCAGGCAAAUGGCAUGCAGAACUGAACUGGGCUCUCGCUUUCAGUGGCUAAGGCACGGUUGUGAAAAUACGCUGUAAAGAUUUUAUAUACACAGGAUACAGGCAACUCAGACAGCAAAUCUGAAGAGUUCUUAAGUGUGAUUUGGCUUCUGAGAAACUACUGCUGUGCAUUUUAGAGAAUGCCUCUUUGUACUGUCAUUUUAAUACAUGCAGAUCAUAUAACCCCCAAUUAAACCACAGUUUUUUAUGUCAAGUUUUGUGCUAUAAAAAUAGUAAAGUCCAUACCAAAUAUUUUAAACAUUGAGAUUCACGUGGGCUUUUAAAAGACAUUUGUUACGUUGUUAGAUUACAUAUAGGCCAGGUAGUAUUGUUGAAAAAAAAAUCUGCCUGGGCUCCCUCCCGGCUGCUGGGUUCCUCUGGCACUCCCUCCCCUCCCCCACCACAAUGGAUAUGGUUGUUAACAGGGCCACCAGAAUCAUGGUUCCUUAUCUUGUCUUUCCACAGCACUUAUUCCUUGGUCUGCUGUGAUAUUUACAUUGAGUUGGCCCUCUUAGUGGCUCUCUAGUCUGAACCCCUCUUAGCAUUUACCUGUGAAACCUCAGAAAUUAGGAAGGAGAGGAAUAGGAUGUUUUUUGUUGUUUGACACUUUGAAAUGAUUGUGGCUGAAUAAUUUUUUCAGAAUAACAACAACAAAAAAAGCACGCUUACCAAAACAAAACACAAAUGCAAAUCACUUAAUGUGAUUUGCAGUGGCGGAAUUCUACCAUAUUCUCUAAGAAAACGAUACAAACCACUUAAGGUAUUCUGAGGCCUGACAAAUCACCUUCGUGGGAAAAGGUAAAAAUGAUUCUUUCAAUCCAAGACAAGGAAAGGGGAAGGGGCAGGUCCAUAGAAGAUGCACCCCUUAAAUAAACACAAUGUAAAAAGUUGGAAAAACUAAAAGGAAUGUCCCCAUCUGGAAACUGAACUUUUGUCCUUGAACUUGGAUUGACACCGCGGCCUUGUACACAGCGAGCUCAGUAACUAUUUGUGGAGACAAAUUAAUGAAAGAAGGAAUAAAUACGUAACUCCCAGUAUCCAGGAGGUGGUUUCUCUUGCCUCACACAGUGCUUCCUUCACUUGCUUUCUUGUCGUUCCCCAAGAACAAGUAAUACUGGGCAGGCUAAGCCUCACGAUGAAGCUCCUUAGACAUACUUUCUUAGCAGAAAUGCACGUAGAUGUAUCUGCGUAUGCCCUACAGGGAGUGCUGAGGUCAGGGAGUAAACGGUUAUAAAGGACCCUUUCAAAAUGAACAUUUUCGUCAUAGAGGAAGUUGGGAUUCUCUCAUCAUGGCAGAAACCAAACUAACUGUAUAAUUUCACUUCACAUGUUUUUUUUCCAAUGGAGGUUUAAACAACAACAAAAAACUCAACCUCAACUCAUUGCUUAAAGGAGAUCCCUUUCCACGUAAACACCGUGAGGAAAUCUGGCUUAAACCCAAAGGCCUGCUUUAACUCCUUCCUGCUCUGGUGUACUAAUGCUGUAUUUCUCCUACAGACCCCUCACUUUAAAUCUGACGCUCCGCGAGCCUGUUGCCAGUGUGUGGGUGGGAGCACACUGGCUUGUUUUCUGUUCCCCGGGGAAAGCGACUUGGUUUUAGCUUGGCUCCAAUCAUUUGCAGGCUGAGAAGAGGGUCUGAGGCUUGAGUGAAGCUGGAGCCAGCAAUCCCAUGGAUCCCAGAGCUCUGUAGGUGAAACCAGGCCUAUGAACAUCCCUUCUCUCUUCGUUGGGUCAAACUAAUUUGCUUUUGCUUUACCAAUAAACUGCCUUCAGCAGCAGAAUCAUAUUUAAAUUUGGGGAUUACAGAGCUUGAUAUUGAGUAUAUCAGCGAUUCUCCCAAGAGAAAUAUACCUGUUCACUUAAAGCAACCUAAGAUGUAUUAAUUGUGGGAUUCUGGUGAAUGGGUUUUAAAGAACUGUUUUCUAAAUUCUUGACACAAUUUGAAGGGUGACUUUUUCAUCUGCGGUGUUGAGCAGCCAAUCUAGAUUUACAGGAGAUUGGAUGACAAAGUGGUCUGUGACUUUGUUGGCAGGACAUUUGCCGAAUGGAGGAUAGGAGCCAACAGGGUUUUCCUGCCAGGGCAUUAUUGUCCAGUGAGGGCAGCGGAAGGGUUCUGGAAACAUCCGCAGAAAAGCAGAUGAGACCUUCCCCAGCCUGCUCUUCAGCCGACCUGUCGGUGAUCAGUUAGGCUUUGAGGAAGAUUUUAAUAAGAGGUGGUUCUUCGAGAUCACUGUAUUUAUUUUGAGAAGAGGACGCGAUGGUCCGUUACAUGCUGCUGUCGAUCUUAAAGUCUUAGAAUAUGCAGAUGUCAGCUUCUGAAAACCAAGCAUCACCAGGUACCAAAUGCUUUAGAAAGUAUCCCAUUUGUGAACUCAAUAGUGUGGUCAUAGUUUGUAUAAAUAUGUCUCAAAUGAUUUUGGAGAGAUGUGAUUUAUUUUUCAUAUUUUCAAAAUGCAUUCCAUUUCAAAUAAAGUAUCUAUGGAGAUGA